Messenger RNA from Suillus paluster, 2199 nucleotides. Its product is annotated as Alpha/Beta hydrolase protein. The transcript has 5 exons. Gene Ontology annotation, molecular function: serine-type endopeptidase activity. The record is from RefSeq and is a predicted model, not a curated record. Bases 1 to 2199 code for a protein of 732 amino acids. Lineage: Eukaryota; Fungi; Basidiomycota; Agaricomycetes; Boletales; Suillaceae. Gene Ontology annotation, biological process: proteolysis.
AUGGCUUCACUCAAGCACACCGGUCCAUCAACGUUUUACACGGAACUAGCAGAGUUACCCGUUCCUGUGACUGCUGAUUUCGUUGGCGGUGAUGUAGACACCCGCCCAGUUGCACGAGUCACUUAUUCUGUUCGCGAUCACGAGCGUAACACCAAUCGAUCUCUAACCAAGACGUUCCCCGUCAUUAGUACUUCUGGGUCUGACCAACAUACAACCCCUGCAGUCUCCCAUGAUUCAUCUGAAGUCAAGGCGUUCAUAACGUCUCCUUCCAAGUCUCGUCAGGCAAUUCUGCGAGAGGUCACCGAUGGCGCAGGUACAAAACGAAUCGUCGAGAUCUGGGCAGGCACCCAGAUAGAGGCAUCCUUGGAUGUUACUAAGUAUCAUGACGUUUUCCAUACAGACGAGAUCCUAUCGUCGCUCUCAUUCUCUCCGUCGGAGACAUCCUUUCUUUACACUGCUGAAGCGAAUGUCGACGCCGACGCCGACGCUUCAGACGAUCCUUACCUAAAAUUCAGAUUUACCCCGAACUUUGGUGAACCAUCUCGUACGAAGAAAAGACCCACGAUCUUUCUGUUCCGCUGGACAAGGUCCACAGCGUUUACCAGGGCCGCUAAGCAAGACAUGUUACUUUGUGCGCUCUCACUGGCGCAGGUCACUCAAGUACCUGUCCUAUUCGGCCAAGCUACUUUUGCAACAGAGGAUGUCAUCUUCGCCACUGGAUACGACCACACCAAAGACGGUCGAAUACUGGGGGUUAAAUGGUACUUCAAUCGUCCAAUGGGCAUGUGGGAGCUUAGACUUCCCGAGUCAGCAAGCUUGCAUGGAACGCCUUUUGGCACUAGAAUCUCGUGCAACUCACUGAAGCUGACACCACUAGAACGAUCUUGUCGUUCACCUCGUGUAUUAUACGACGACAGUCAAACACCCGUGAAGCUCUUCUGGCUUUCGAACCCCGUUGGUGGUGCUCAUUCAUCUUGUGUUUCUCUGGAAUCUCGCGAUCUCACUGCUGGUACCAACAAGAUCGUCGUGGACACCGUCAUGGAGACUACCCCGGAAAAUCACUUCCCAGGACUUUAUACGGAGUACAACAUGCCUUCCAGGCCCUUUGUGCAUCGCGGAGACCACGCAUAUCUCGUGCUCCACUCCACAUGGUACUCGCGCACAACUGUGCUCGUCAUUGACACAGAAACAGGAGCAAUCACAGACGAGACAAAAAUGCGCGACGGCGAACCUAUGUACAGCUGGAACGUACUUACUACAGACAGCAAGACACACUUUAUCUGUUCGAGGAGCACGCCUACUGCCCCAUCUGAAGUAUUACUGGGAUACUUCGAUGAACAUGGGAACCUCAGUUGGAAAGUCCUAGACAAACCAAUGAUUUCUGUAGAAACGGAGAAUGCGCUCAGUGACCUCACUGCAUCAAUUAUACCCAUCGGUGCACGUCCUCCUACAGAGACCCUCGUUAUUCAGUCAAAGACGCUCUCGUCGAGGACUGGCCCAAAACCUGUUUGCGUGACCUUUCUACAUGGAGGACCUCAUUCGACGUCAACGACAGCGUUCUCACCAGCCAAUGCUGCACUAGCCCUAGAAGGAUAUACCAUCUCCCUCCCCAACUAUACCGGUUCCAUGGGGUUCGGCGAAAAAUACAUCAGAAAACUUCUCGGGCAUUGCGGGACGAUGGACGUAGAAGACGUAGUAGAAAGCGUUAACGAGCUCAUCCGACUCGGUAUUUCAGAACACGGACGACAAGUCGUCCAAGGUGGAAGUCACGGCGGUUUCCUCUCUGCGCACCGACAAUACCCAAACCUAUUCAACGCAGCAGUUAUGUGCAACCCAGUCAUCUCAGUAGGCGAGCUCACAGGAUCCGACAUCCCCGACUGGAUCUACGACGAAUUCGGACUCGAAUUCACCCCCCAGUCGCUCAUGACGCCCAUCACGUACCAAACGCUAUUCGAAGCAUCGCCAAUCGCGCAUGUCGAUCGCGUACGUGCGCCGGUUUUGGUAGUGCUUGGAGAAGACGACUUGCGUGUGGUUCCAACGCAGGGGAUGCGGUUCUAUCAUGCGCUCAAGGGGAGAGAUAGGCGAGUGGAGAUGUUGACGUUCCCGAAGGAGACGCAUCCACUUGACGGGGUGGAGGCGGCGAGGGUUUCGUGGGAGGCUGGGAGGGACUGGUUUAAGGCGUUUGCGGAGGAACAUUGA